Messenger RNA from Camarhynchus parvulus, 11487 nucleotides. It is a transcript of the gene CACNA1G, whose product is annotated as calcium voltage-gated channel subunit alpha1 G. Bases 457 to 7737 code for a protein of 2426 amino acids. Gene Ontology annotation, molecular function: voltage-gated sodium channel activity; low voltage-gated calcium channel activity. NCBI's taxonomy places the organism in Eukaryota, Metazoa, Chordata, Aves, Passeriformes, Thraupidae. The record is from RefSeq and is a predicted model, not a curated record. The transcript is spliced from 38 exons. Gene Ontology annotation, biological process: positive regulation of calcium ion-dependent exocytosis; calcium ion import; neuronal action potential. Gene Ontology annotation, cellular component: plasma membrane; voltage-gated sodium channel complex; voltage-gated calcium channel complex.
GGAUCCAGCUGUGCGGAGCGCUCGGCUCGGCGCGGCCGCCGCGGGAGCAUCCUCUGCCGCCGCCCGUCCCCGGGGCGCCGGGCAGCAUCCCAUCGCCCCGGGCAGAUGUUGGGGAGCCGAGGGGACAGGCACAGCCGCUAGGGGCGGCCCGCCCCCCGGGUGGGGGCCAGCACCGGCAGCGGGGGCCGCCCCGCAACCGCCUCCCUGCCCGCGGCUCGGGCCCCCGAAGGCACGGCGAGGAGGAGCUACGGAGCCCGCAGACAGCAGGGCAGGACGAGGGGGCGGCCCGGCCCCGGCAGGGGGAGAGGCAGUGGCUCGCCCGGCCAUGCCACCCCGGCGCUGAAGCCGCCCCGCCGCAUCCCCCAGCCCCCCUACCCCGCCAUGGCCGCGCCACUCUAGGCGUCCCACCGGCUCGCCCCGCGUCGCCCCGGCUCCCCCGGGGCCGCCGGCCGGAGGAUGGACGAAGAUGGACCGCGAGCGGCCGAGGAGGAUCCGGAGCCGGGCAGAGCCAAGACUUUCAUCCGCCUUAAUGACCUGUCCGGGGCCGGGGGCCACCCGGGGCCGGGGGACAGGGAGGCGGGCAGCGGCGAUUCGGAGGCAGAGGCGCUGCCCUACCCGGCGCUGGCUCCCGUCGUCUUUUUCUACCUGAGCCAGGAGAGCCGGCCGCGGAGCUGGUGCCUCCGGUUGGUCUGUAACCCAUGGUUUGAGAGGGUCAGCAUGUUGGUGAUUCUACUCAACUGUGUGACACUGGGCAUGUUCCACCCCUGCGAGGAUAUUGCCUGCGACUCGCCGCGCUGCAGGAUCCUCCAGAGCUUUGAUGACUUCAUCUUUGCCUUCUUUGCUGUGGAAAUGAUCAUCAAAAUGAUCGCACUGGGGAUUUUUGGGAAGAAAUGCUACCUGGGAGACACAUGGAACCGCCUGGACUUCUUCAUCGUCAUUGCAGGGAUGCUGGAGUAUUCCCUGGACCUGCAGAAUGUCAGCUUCUCAGCCGUCCGCACUGUUCGAGUCCUGCGGCCACUCAGGGCCAUUAACAGGGUCCCCAGUAUGCGCAUCCUGGUGACACUGCUUUUGGACACGCUGCCCAUGCUGGGGAACGUCCUCCUCCUCUGCUUCUUCGUCUUCUUCAUCUUUGGCAUUGUGGGAGUCCAGCUGUGGGCAGGUUUGCUCAGGAACCGCUGCUUCCUCCCUGAGAACUUCAGCAUCCCCUACACAGUUGAUUUGGAACGGUACUACCAGACAGAGAACGAAGAUGAAAAUCCCUUCAUCUGCUCCCAGCCCCGGGAGAAUGGGAUGCGCUACUGUCGGAGUAUCCCAACACGGAGGGAAGAGGGUCUGGAGUGCACUCUGGAUUAUUAUUCCUACAAUGACACCACCAACACAUCUUGUGUGAACUGGAACCAGUACUACACGAACUGCUCUGCUGGGGAGCACAACCCCUUCAAGGGAGCCAUCAACUUUGAUAACAUUGGCUACGCCUGGAUUGCAAUCUUUCAGGUCAUCACGUUGGAAGGCUGGGUGGACAUCAUGUACUUUGUCAUGGAUGCACACUCCUUCUACAACUUCAUCUACUUCAUCCUCCUGAUCAUUGUGGGCUCCUUCUUCAUGAUCAACCUGUGCCUGGUGGUGAUAGCGACACAGUUCUCUGAGACAAAGCAGCGUGAGAGCCAGCUGAUGAAGGAACAGCGCGUGCGCUACCUGUCCAACGCCAGCACCCUUGCCAGUUUCUCAGAGCCAGGAAGCUGCUAUGAUGAGCUCCUCAAGUACCUGGUUUACAUUGCCCGGAAGGGCAGCAAGCAGCUGGUGAAGGCCUACAGGGCAGCAGGCGUGAAGAUGGGCUUCCUGAGCAGCCCCACGAGCAAGGCGAGGGCUGAGCGGCACGCCAGGAAGCGCCGGAGCAGGAAAAGAUCCUCCGUGCACCACCUCAUCCACCACCACCACCACCAUCACCACCACUACCACCUAGGCAACGGGAGCCUGCGAGCGCCCCGUGCCAGCCCAGAGAUCAGUGAUGUGGAGACCAGCUCACUCCAAAACGGGACCAACAGGCUGAUGCUCCCUCCCUCAGCACCCAAUUCCCUGGGGGCCCCCAGCGCCUCUCCCAGCAACACUGAGUCCGUGCACAGCAUCUACCAUGCCGACUGUCACUUUGAGCCGGUGCGCUGCCGGUCAUCCCUGACACAGCCAAGCCUCGGUUUGCCAAGCCCAGAAGGGAUCCCCAAGAACAUAGUGGGCAGCAAGGUGUACCCCACAGUGCACUCCAGCACCUCCCAUGAGAUGCUGAAAGAGAAGAAUUUGGGGGAGGCGGCGGUGGGUGCUGGGAGCAGCACCUUGACGAACCUCAACAUCCCACCCGGGCCAUACAGCACCAUGCACAAGCUGCUGGAGACACAGAGCACAGGGUUCUUCUCAGUCCACGUUACAGAGAAAGGUGAUGGCUUUCCAGGUCCCUGCCAAAGCUCUUGCAAGAUCUCCAGUCCCUGCGCCAAGCUGGAUGGUGGCUCCUGCACCACCGAGAGCUGCCCUUACUGCCUCGCUGCGCUAGCGGGCGAGGCCGAGCUGUCAGACAAUGAGACGGCCGACUCAGACAGUGAGGGGGUCUACGAGUUCACGCAGGAUGCUCACUACAGUGACCAGCGAGACCCACAAAGGGGCAGAGCCCGGGCCAGGAGAGCCCAUCUGGUACUGGCCUUCUGGCAUGUGGUGUGUGAGACUUUCCAGAAGAUCGUGGACAGCAAAUAUUUCGGCCGUGGGAUCAUGGUGGCCAUUCUCAUUAACACACUCAGCAUGGGGAUCGAGUACCAUGAGCAGCCAGAGGAACUUACCAAUGCCCUGGAGAUCAGCAACAUCGUCUUCACAAGCCUCUUUGCCCUGGAGAUGCUGUUGAAAGUCCUUGUUUAUGGUCCUUUUGGCUACAUUAAGAAUCCAUACAACAUCUUUGAUGGGAUCAUUGUGGUGAUUAGCGUGUGGGAGAUUGUGGGCCAGCAGGGCGGGGGGCUCUCGGUCCUGCGCACCUUUCGUCUCAUGCGGGUGUUGAAGCUGGUCCGCUUCAUGCCAGCACUGCAACGCCAGCUCGUUGUCCUCAUGAAGACCAUGGACAAUGUGGCUACCUUCUGCAUGUUGCUGAUGCUCUUCAUCUUCAUCUUUAGCAUCCUGGGCAUGCACCUCUUUGGCUGUAAGUUCGCUUCAGAGCGGGAUGGUGACACUCUGCCUGACAGGAAGAACUUUGACUCCUUGCUCUGGGCCAUCGUCACUGUUUUCCAGAUUUUGACGCAGGAAGACUGGAACAAGGUCCUUUACAAUGGCAUGGCCUCCACCUCAUCCUGGGCUGCUCUCUACUUCAUCGCUCUCAUGACAUUUGGGAAUUACGUUCUCUUUAAUCUGCUGGUGGCCAUCCUGGUAGAGGGUUUCCAGACAGAGGGUGAUGCUUCCAAGUCUGAUUCCGAGGGGGAUCUCUUCCCCCACAGCCUGGAAGAGGAGGGAGAACCUAAGAAAAACUUGUCAAAUCCAACCUUGAUGGCCCUGAGCGACCACCCGGAGCUGAAGAAGAGCCUGACCCCGCCGCUCAUCAUCCAUACGGCCGCCACGCCCAUGCCCAUGCCCAAGAGCGCCGUGUUCGGUGACGCGGCGCAGGGCUACGAGUCCCGCCGGGCCAGCGGCGUCUCCAUGGACCCCGCUGCCGCCCAUGAGCUCAAGUCCCCGCCCAGCACCCGCAGCUCCCCACACAGCCCCUGGCGUGCCAGCAGCUCCUGGAACAGCCGCCGUUCCAGCUGGAACAGCAUCGGCCGGGCCCCCAGCCUCAAGCGCCGGGGGCAGAGUGGCGAGCGCAGAUCCCUCCUGUCCGGGGAGGGGAAGGAGAGCUCGGAGGAAGGGGACAGCUCGGAUGAGGAGCACUCCAGCCGGGCCGGCAGCUUCAAUGGCUCUUUGCCUCACCGCAUGGAGUCGCUGGAAACGAAAGGGUCCUUUGACCUCCAGGAUACUCUGCAGGUGCCUUCUCUGUAUCGGACCAGCAGUAUGCACAGCACCAGAACAUCUGUCUCCGAGCACCAGGACUGCAAUGGGAGGACCUCUCCAGGUCUGCUGCUGCACCAGCUCCACCUUGAUGAGCCCCACCAGGAUGGUGAUGACGGCGAUGAUGAAGGUAGCAUGAGCAAAAGGGACCGUAUGAAGGCCUGGGUACGGGCACGGCUCCCCACCUGCUGCAAAGAGAGGGACUCCUGGUCCAUCUACAUCUUCGCCCCUCACUCCAGAUUCCGUCUGAUGUGCAAUAAAAUCAUCACUCACAAGAUGUUCGAUCACGUCGUCUUGGUGAUCAUUUUCCUGAACUGCAUUACCAUUGCAAUGGAACGACCCAAAAUUGAGCCUCACAGCGCUGAACGGAUUUUCCUAACACUCUCCAACUACAUCUUUACAGUCAUCUUCCUGACUGAGAUGACAGUUAAGGUGGUGGCACUAGGCUUGUGUUUUGGGGAGAAAGCCUACUUGAAGAGCAGCUGGAAUGUGCUGGAUGGGGUGCUGGUGCUCAUCUCCGUCAUCGACAUCCUGGUCUCGAUGGUGUCAGACAGCGGCACGAAAAUCCUGGGGAUGCUGCGGGUUCUGAGGCUACUGAGGACACUGCGGCCCUUGAGAGUCAUUAGUCGAGCCCAAGGACUGAAGCUGGUUGUGGAGACUCUCAUGUCAUCAUUGAAACCCAUUGGGAACAUUGUGGUUAUCUGCUGUGCCUUUUUCAUAAUCUUUGGGAUCUUGGGAGUUCAGCUUUUCAAAGGCAAGUUUUUUGUGUGCCAGGGGGAGGACACCAGAAACAUCACAAAUAAAUCGGAUUGUACAGAAGCAAGCUACAAAUGGGUCCGGCACAAGUAUAAUUUUGAUAAUCUCGGCCAGGCCCUGAUGUCUCUCUUUGUCCUGGCCUCCAAGGACGGGUGGGUGGAUAUCAUGUACGAUGGCUUGGAUGCUGUGGGAGUCGACCAGCAGCCAGUCAUGAACUACAAUCCCUGGAUGCUCCUCUACUUCAUUUCCUUCUUGCUGAUUGUGGCCUUCUUCGUCCUCAACAUGUUUGUGGGGGUGGUGGUGGAGAAUUUCCACAAGUGUCGGCAGCACCAGGAGGAGGAAGAAGCCAAGAGGCGGGAGGAAAAAAGGCUCCGCCGGCUGGAGAAAAAGAGAAGGAGUAAGGAGAAACAGAUGGCUGAUCUAAUGCUGGAUGAUGUAUUAAUGGAGAGCUCAGCCAGUGCAGUGCAAGAAGCUCAGUGUAAGCCCUACUACUCGGAUUACUCCCGUUUCCGCCUCCUGAUUCACCAGAUGUGCACCAGCCACUACCUGGAUCUGUUCAUCACCGGCGUCAUUGGCCUCAAUGUCAUCACCAUGGCCAUGGAGCACUACCAGCAGCCAAAGGUUCUUGACGAAGCCCUGAAGAUUUGCAAUUACAUCUUCACCGUUAUCUUUGUCAUGGAAUCUGUUUUCAAGCUUAUUGCCUUUGGAUUUCGCCGCUUCUUCCAAGACAGAUGGAACCAAUUAGAUCUGGCAAUUGUGCUGCUGUCUAUCAUGGGCAUCACUUUGGAAGAGAUCGAGGUGAAUGCUUCACUACCAAUUAACCCCACAAUUAUCCGGAUCAUGAGAGUUCUCAGAAUCGCCCGAGUGCUGAAGUUGCUGAAGAUGGCUGUGGGGAUGAGGGCCCUCCUGGACACCGUGAUGCAAGCGCUACCACAGGUGGGAAAUCUGGGCCUUCUCUUCAUGUUGUUGUUUUUCAUAUUUGCAGCUCUUGGAGUGGAGCUGUUUGGAGACCUUGAGUGUGAUGACACACACCCCUGCGAGGGGCUGGGACGGCAUGCCACAUUCAGGAACUUUGGGAUGGCCUUCCUGACCCUAUUCCGAGUAUCCACAGGAGACAACUGGAAUGGGAUAAUGAAGGACACACUGCGUGACUGUGACCAGGAGUCCACCUGUUACAAUACCGUCAUUUCCCCCAUCUACUUCGUCUCCUUUGUGCUGACAGCCCAGUUUGUCCUGGUGAAUGUGGUGAUUGCGGUGCUCAUGAAGCACUUGGAGGAGAGCAACAAGGAGGCAAAGGAGGAGGCAGAGCUUGAAGCAGAACUGGAGAUGGAGAUGAAGACCAUCAGCACUGGCCAGCACAGCCCCUCAAACAUCUUUGCGUGGACAGGCACCACCAGUGGAGAGAGACCAGAGAACCCCAGCGGAUUUACCAAUCCCAUGCAAAUCAAGGUGGAUUCUCAGCUCUCAAUAGCUUAUCAUAUGGAAAGGCACUUGUUUGAUACCAUAUCACUGCUGAUCCAGGAGUCUCUGGAAGGAGAGCUGAAGCUGAUGGACAACCUGUCAGGCUCUGUGUGCCAUCAUUAUGCCCUCCCAGCUCCUGAAUAUUACAACUCUGAGAACCAGAUCCCUCUAGCUGAGAUGGAGGCUCUAUCUCUGACGUCAGAUAUUCUCUCUGAAAAGUCCUGGUCCUUAGCUCUGACGGAUGACUCUUUUCCUGAUGACAUUAACACACACUUACUUAAUGCUCUGGAAAGCAAUGCUGGUCUCCGCUCCAAGGACGACACGCUGACCCUGUCCCCCAGCAAGGACCUGCUGAGUGUGAGGAAGCCCUCGGUGGGACGCACCCACUCCUUGCCAAAUGACAGCUACAUGUUCCAGCCGCCCUACUCCAGCCCCUGCCCUGCCUCCCUGGGCAACAGGAAACCAGCACAUCACAAGUCCCAAUCAGGUUCAAAGGCAUCGGUGCAGUCGCAGCCGGCAGACACCAGCUCCCUUCUGCAAAUCCCAAAGGACCAUUUCCACCAUGUAAGAGCUCACAACCAUUUGGUGGGGGAGAGCAAGCCCCAGGUCUCCCAGCAGCCACACUCCCCUUCUGCUGAGAGGCUGCUCCGCAGACAGAUGGCUAUAAGGAAUGACUCUCUGGAUAGCAAGGAGAAUCUCCACACCGAGGUGAGUGAACUCUCUGACCCAAAUGUUCCCACUGUACCCAAGGAGGAGUCACCAGUGGCUCUGAUGCCCUCAGAAGUGAAUGAGUUGGCUGCCUGGAGUCGGGCGAGCGUCCAUACACAGCAGCAUUCCCACAAUCAGUGUAAUAUUUCAAAGCAGGCACCAGCAUCCUGUGCUUGUGCAGACUUGAAUCAGGAGACCCCUGAAGAUUCAGUGGACCAAGAAGUAUCUGAAAUAAACAGCUCCUCAGAGCCUUUCACUUCAGAAACUUGCACAGCCUCGAGUGCCUGUUCGGAGGGUCAGCCUCUCACGCCUAAGAGGAACAUGGGCAAUACUGGCAACGUGAUACGGAAGGACCUGAAGAAAUAUCACAGUGUAGACACCCAGGGUCUGCUAAAAAAACCGCCCUCUUGGUUAGAUGAUCAAAGGAGACAUUCAAUAGAGAUUUGUUCCAUAGAAAACAGCCCUCAGCACCAUUCCACAUCCAGCUCUUCUGGCUUUAUAAGUCAGGUGGUCAGUGAAAUAGAAUGCUUGCAAGGUACACGGCAGAAGAAGAAACUGAGCCCUCCUUGUAUAUCUAUAGAGCCACCUGAUGGGCAGAGUUUGGUACCUAGGGGACCCCACAGCAUCUCACCUGCCAGUGGAGACGUUUGCUUGAGGAGGCGUGCUCCGUCCUGUGAGUCCAAGGAUUCAGUGGAUAUAGGGGAUUCACUGCUUCCAGACAGUAUGUCAACAUCUCCUACCCCAAAGAAAGACUUGUUGACACUUCCUAGCUUUUCCUUUGAUCAAACGGAAAUGGACCCCUGAGUUGCUUUUCUGUUGGUGCCAAAUGUCUUCUUCCUUUCAUGUAAUAGAAAAAAAAUCUUAAAAACUCUGUACUCCAAAAUGGCACUGGGUAAAAAAUUUCCAAAGAAAGAUUAAAGAACCAGCUGGUUAAAAGAGUGGUUAACCUAUAUCACGCUUACUUAAGCAUAUGUUCUGCUUAGGUAAAAGCAAUACAAUGUGCAGAAUCUAUAUGUAUAUUAUAUUUUAUUAAAUUAAUUGAAUCUAGUAUCAUGGGAUGUAGUACAUUUUGUGACUAAAGACUCAUUUAAUUUUCUUCUAUUUUAUGUAUCUCGGAAUAUUUCUGAGAUAAAGUUGGUUUUUAUGAAUAUUUUAACCUAAAAAGUAUAUAUUUAUUCCCUUCUUUUUUUGUUUUGUUUUGUUUGGGUUUCAUUUUGUUUUGCAAAGCACAAAAUGUAGCCAAUUAGUGCAUUACAGAGGAAAUGUAUCCCACAGUCAGCAGUAAAUAAGGAUUAUUUCAUGUAAUAUAUUUUUCCCCUUGAACUUCAAUGAUAUUCUGGGAAAACAAUUGUUUGUGUAGUACAGAAAAGCAGUUGCAAUUUUUUAACAAAAUAUUCCAAUCUUGCAUAAAAUUGACAUUCAGAGUAUGAAAGCAAGUGCUCAGACCCAGGAAGGUCCAAUAUGCUGAUGUCUGAAGAUGGUGAAGGCAGAGCCAUUUAACAGUACAAGAUACUGAAUUAUGAAAGGAUCAUAGUGGAUGUUAUGGAUCAUCCACUGGCAACUCACAAAAUCAUGUCAAUGGUUAAUUUUCAUGCAUUCCUAGGAAACAGACAACAGAGGCCUGUGGUCACUUCCGAGAUGUUUUUGCAAAGUCUCCAGGAUGGACUUUUUAUUUUGCUGAGUUUUACACCUCCCUCAUCUCUCUGUUUUCAGUGGAGCUCCUCCUCUCUACACUCUGUGGAAAAGAGAGUGAGAUCAAGUUUAAGACUUGCAGUAGGUGAAAGCAGGGCAAACAUGGCACAAAAAUAGGCUUAAGCACAUGCCCAAAGUUAAGCUCUUGCCUAGAAUGCCUGGAGGUUGAUCACAUUAAAGUAAUUCCUGAAAAUUAAAAUCAUAUGCUCAUGUUCUACUGAAUCAAGGCACUUCAGCAAGUUAUUUUACAGAAAGUCUGCAGGUACUGAAAUGAUUGCUGGUUUUCAGUAAAAUACCCAGGUAUUUUUCUAUCACUGCUAGAGUUAAUUUACAUUACCCCAACUGCAAUUUUAUUUCCAAUCUAUCAAUAGCCUUAAGCAGCAACAUGAUGAUACAAAGUGGAUAAACCCAGAAUUCAUGUCCUUACUUUAUAACAUCAAUCAUCUCAAAAAUUGCCUGUUUACUCCUGUGCUAAUGUCCUCUGCCAAAAGCAAUCUGUAAAACUGGACAGCACAGCCUGAAAACCACUCAAGGUUGGCCCCAUUCGACACCUCAUGACUGAUGGAAGCCAGACAUUAACUCCACUCCACUUCCAUGAAAUCACAUUAAGAUGUAAGCUAAAUUACACUGCAGGCAUGCUUUGAAGUGUGCCAAUAGUCACAGGCUUGAAACCAAGUCCACAGAUCAUGCCAGCACAGGCAAGAGGAGGAUUUGUGCUAAUUCUGUCGGUUGGGAGUUUGUAAAUUUUGACAACUACCAAUCUUUGCAAAUCACUACAACAUGCUGAUGUACAGCCUUCUAUCCAUUCAGAAAUUAGGCUGUUUCCACCACGUGUAUCUACAUUAGCUUGGAGUGUACACACAAGGACAAGAUGCUUGUUCAUACCCCACAGCCUAUUUGAGGCCCUAGGCCCCUUUAUUUUCACUUGAGGAUGUUUACUCCAUAAACAAUCCCUACUGAUUUACAUGUCCACGAGAAAUGUAAGGGCUUUCAGCAGGAAGUCAGGCAAUCAGUGUAUUUGAAGUAGGAGGAUUAACAUUCUGUACUAUUUAGUGCAGUUAGAUUAAUUCUUGGCUGGGACAUUUUUCCCCUCUUCACCACAGGCCCAUACAGAGCCCGCUCUCUUUGAUAUGCCAGCCCAAAUCCAGAGUUAAGCCUGUCUAAAGCAAUGAUUUCAAACAAGCCUUUCAUCAGUUCUUCCCCCAGAUCAUAUUUAAGGAAAUAAUAAAAUUACAGUGCAUUAAGCCUGAGAAAUAUUCUUAAGCCCUUUUUGGUUUUACACCCAUAAUGACCCCUAGCUUUUUCUUUUACAUGUGCUAAAUAGUUUGGGAAACUAGCUAGGCCACUAAAAUUGCCAUCCUUGGUACCUCAGUGAUUAGGAUUGUGUUCACAUAGCUGGAAUGAUACUACUUUUCAGAUCCUUCCUUACAAAAAACCCACUGAACAUUUUAGCUUGAAAUCAUGGCACAAAACAGUGAUGUGACAUCAAUCCAAAUGUUCAACUCCAAAUGUAACAGAAAGCCUAAAAGUUCUUCUAUUUAAUGCUUGGGGUUUUGCCUACUGACAAGGUUUGUGGAAGUAAGAAAAAAGUUUACAUCAUACAUUAAUAUUCAGUAAAGACUAGCGAAUAAAAGAUACUCUAUGAUGAUGCUUUCAGGAAAAGAAUUACAUGUAAAAUAGAUUGUUUUCUAAACCAGAUAAGUUUUUUCUAGAUGCCCUUUUGAAAGACAAAUACAAAUGUACUGCAGCACAUGCAAUAAUACUCAAAUCAUUUUAAAUACCUUUGGGAGGGUUUUAUAGAAUUUGACUUUUUUAAACAAAAUGUACAAAAUCCACAGGAAUUCUGUAGAAUGGUUAUGUUGAUAGAAUUUUUUAUAUUUUUGUAGAAAUCUAUAGAGAAAUUGUUAAAAGUCUGCGCUGCAUCUUGGCAACAGAAGCAGCUCUUAUCUUCGAGUUUCUUUUCAUAAACCUGGAGCCAGGCCUGCUCUGUUACAACACAUGGAGUGUAGUUUCAUAGCCUGCAUCCAGGGUGUGUUUGGGAGUCAGCAGUUAAGCUGAAGUUCCAUGAUACUGCAGUGCUAUUACUGUCCAAGAACUGUACCCACAUAAAGCACACCCCUCCCCUCCCCCCAAAGCUCAGCCCCUGUCCAUGGUGAAGUAGUUGCAUGGCUCUCCAGCUCAUUCAAGCACACCAGCACUUUACUACUGUGGAUUUACUGUAUGCAGAUGGGAGGAAGUUAUUUUGUUAUUGCCAAUCUGACACAAUGGGGGAAAAGAGACUGCAGACGUGUCUGGAAAAACAUAAAUUCUGUUCUUGCAGCCCCUAGCACAUAGAAGUGAUUUUUCAAAACUUGGUUAGAGGUUUGUACUGUAGAUAUUUUGGAGGAGGACAAAGAAAACUGUUUUUGACUUCUGUGGAUUGCACUCAGCACUAGGUGUAUUCAAGGAGAAAAUAAAAAACAGGAAAAAAAAAAACCACCAAAAGCAUUACCACUGUAAAUUAGGCUAUGCCCAGUCUCCCCUUUUCUGCCCCUUUGGCUAUAAUAACCCAUGUACACUAUUACACAAGGUGAGUAGAGUAGGUGCAGUACCAUAGCAAUGUCCAUAACAACCUAGUAUAUAUGACAGAACUUUGUAUUUAAUAGUUAAUAUAUUGUUAUACUGUAUCAGGUAUAUAGGCCAAAACAAAGUCUUUUGGUCAGGGCAACAAAAGGUGGUACUCAUGGGGAAAAUUGGAUUUGGAUUUGAAAAUUGGAAAAAGGAUAGGAUCUUUUUUUUUUAAGAAAAAAGAAAAAAACAAGUGUAAAUCUUUACAACUGACAAAAACAAAUGUGUCCUAUUAAAAGCUUUUGAAAAUAAAAA